Messenger RNA from Diaporthe citri, 2166 nucleotides. RefSeq lists its product as uncharacterized. Gene Ontology annotation, biological process: mitotic DNA damage checkpoint signaling; protein phosphorylation. The transcript has 5 exons. Gene Ontology annotation, cellular component: nucleus. The record is from RefSeq and is a predicted model, not a curated record. The coding region runs from base 1 to 2166 and encodes 721 amino acids. Gene Ontology annotation, molecular function: protein binding; protein serine/threonine kinase activity; ATP binding. Lineage: Eukaryota; Fungi; Ascomycota; Sordariomycetes; Diaporthales; Diaporthaceae.
AUGGCUCCCCGUCCCGAGCAGAGCCAAUUGAAGCGCGCUGCCGUAGGUCCCCGAGUCCCACUUCUGGCUUACACGCCCGCUGCCCGCACGCCCGUCCACCCCCAGGAGACGUCCUUGCGAGGCCUGCCCUUCUUGGCGCGGCUUCACAAAGGUUCGCCUGCAGAGCACGAACCUGACUCGUCCAAGAAACCGCGCCGAUCCGAGCGCCUGUCGCAACAGCUCUCGGUCAAGACACCAGUCGACACCAAGCAGCAGCUGCCCUCGCCUGUAACCCACAUUUCUCCCGAGGAGAGCAGCUCCCGCUUCAAGGAGGGGACCGCCACCCCGCCCGAGGGCCGCUCCAGCCAGGUCCUCACCAAGAGCCAGGAAACUUACUCCCAGGUCCAGGGCUUCUCGUCGCCGCCCCAGGACACCCAGGCAUUCUCCCAGCAGGUCAUAGACCCCAACGAGCCCUACUCCAAGGAGGUCAAGGAUGAGGUCAAGGAAGGAGUCUGGGGCUAUCUGUUCCCCCUCAACACGAAAUACGGUGGCAAGUGCCUGGUGCUGAAGAAGAGGGCUGCUUGUCCGAGGUCAGACGUGUUAAACGAUGUCGCACAGAAGAAGAAAGGAAGCAAAAAGUCGCCGAAGCAGCAGGAGGAGAGCUUUGAGCACACCAAAAUCGCCGAUGCUCCCUCUGGUGGCUACCUAAUCGGCCGUCACCCGGAGUGUGAUAUCGUCGUGGAUGACCCCAGCGUCUCGAAUCGCCACUGCUUGCUGUUCACAGAGCACAAGGCCAAUGACACUAUUGCAAUAGUGGAGGACUUGUCAAGCAACGGCACCUUUGUCAACGAGGCGAUCAUCGGACGGAACAAACGGCGAGAGCUGAAGGAAGGCGAUGAGAUAGCAGUACUGGACAAGGCCCGUUUCAUCUUCAAGUAUCCCAGGGCCAGACAGAGCAACGCAUUCCUCCAGCAGUACACCUUACUCGAGCAGCUUGGCAAAGGUCACUUUGCCGAGGUUUUCCUGUGCGUCGAGAAGGCGACCGGAAAGAGAUAUGCCGUCAAGAUCUUUAAAAAGACUGCGGGUCUAGAAGAGAAGUCGAAAACGGAAGGCCUACAACUGGAGAUUGCUGUCCUUAUGGGUGUCAGCCAUCCGAACGUGCUGUGCCUGAAGGAUACUUUCAACGAGAAGAAUGCUGUUUUCCUCGUGCUCGAGCUUGCGGCGGAGGGAGAGCUUUUCAACUACAUUGUGAUGAAGCAGAAGCUGACCGAGGACGAGACACGGAAGCUAUUCACUCAGCUGUUUCAGGGCAUCAAAUACUUGCAUGAUCGAAACAUCGUUCAUCGGGACAUCAAGCCGGAAAACAUCCUGAUGGUGGACCGAGACCUUCACGUGAAGCUGGCGGAUUUUGGCCUCGCCAAGAUCAUCGGCGAGGAGUCGUUCACCACCACGCUCUGUGGCACGCCAAGCUAUGUUGCACCGGAAAUCCUUGCCGACACCAGACACAGAAAGUAUACGAAAGCUGUCGAUAUUUGGUCGCUUGGAGUUGUGAUGUAUAUCUGCCUCUGCGGGUUCCCGCCCUUCUCGGAUGAGCUGUACUCAAAGGACUUUCCGUACACCCUCUCGCAGCAGAUCAAGAGUGGCAGGUUCGACUAUCCCUCCCCAUACUGGGACUCCGUCGGCGACCCUGCUCUUGAUUUGAUCGACUCCAUGCUUGUAGUCGACCCGGAGAAGCGUUUUACGGUGGACCAAUGUCUGGACCAUCCAUGGAUGACUGCCAAAGGUCCUGGUGUGAACGACAGCACCGACGGCUUGGUAGGCGGUGUCAGCGGCCUUGACAUUCAACGCCGUGGUGUCGCUCGGGAGCGCACUUUACUCAGCAGCAUCAAUUCGGUCAGGGUCAAAGAGGUACCUGGUGUCAAUGGGAAGGAGCCCGUCACUGUGUACAGGAAAAACAGUCGACCGGCAGUUGCGGAGCCCAGACCCUUCGACAAUAGGAAUCCGGAGGAGUUCGCGGCGAUGGGUGGCAAGGGUGACGAAACACUCUUCGGCCAUGAUGCGAACAGUCACUACGCUAAGGAUGACCUCCCCGAGGAGCCGGGUCCGGCUUUGAUAGCGACCAAGAACGGCAACGGUGUGAAGCCAGAAGCUGCGAAGGGGAAGGCGGUCAAGGGAAACAAGCAGUAG